AUGCCUGCGUGGAACUCUGUCCUCAACCAGUCGGGCCCCACCGAGUUUGUGUUCCGCGUGUUCACCACUGUCCCUGGAUUCCGGGUCCUUCUCUUCCUGCUCUUCCUCCUCCUCUACCUGAUGAGCAUUCGGGGCAACACAGCCAUCAUCUGGCUGCUGUGCACGCACAGCUCCCUCCGCUCCCCAAUGUACUUCUUCCUGUCCAACCUGUCCUUUGUAGAGAUCUGCUCCAGUACCACUGUGGUGCCCUUGAUGCUUUCCAACAUUUGGGGACCCCAAAAGCCCAUUCCGCUGGCUGGCUGCGGGGUCCAAAUGUUCUUUUUCGUCACCCUUGGUGGCGCUGACUGUUUCCUCUUGGCAGUCAUGGCAUACGACCGGUAUGUGGCCAUCUGCCACCCCCUGCACUACGCCCUCAUCAUGACCCAGAGGCUGUGCGUGCAGAUGGUGGCGGGCGCCCUGGGCCUGUCCCUGCUCCUGUCCCUGCCGCUCACGUCAUUAAUCUUCACCCUGCCCUUCUGCGGGCACCGCCGGGAAAUCAACCACUUCCUCUGUGAUGUGCCUCCAGUCCUGAGCUUGGCCUGUGCUGACAUCCACGUGCCGCAGGCUGUCCUCUAUAUCGUGAGUGUCCUCGUGCUGACCAUCCCUUUCACCCUUAUUUCCAUCUCGUGGUUCAUCACCGCCGCCAUCCUGCGCAUGCGCUCUGCCGAGGGCCGCCGCCGCACCUUCUCCACCUGCUCCUCCCACCUCACCAUGGUCCUGCUGCAGUACGGCUGCGGCGCCUUGGUGUACCUGCGUCCCCAGGCCAGCUCCUCGAUGGAUGAGGACAGCCAAUUUGCCCUUAUCUACACCUUUGGCACCCCCUUACUCAACCCUUUGAUUUACACCGUCAGGAACAAGGAUGUCAGAGACGCCCUGAAAAAGGCCAUCGGUACCAAAGGGACAUCUGAAGCUCUCUGA
This is a messenger RNA of Cynocephalus volans (Philippine flying lemur), 957 nucleotides long. RefSeq names its product olfactory receptor 10Q1-like. Gene Ontology annotation, cellular component: membrane. The record is from RefSeq and is a predicted model, not a curated record. Gene Ontology annotation, molecular function: G protein-coupled receptor activity; olfactory receptor activity. Gene Ontology annotation, biological process: G protein-coupled receptor signaling pathway. NCBI's taxonomy places the organism in Eukaryota, Metazoa, Chordata, Mammalia, Dermoptera, Cynocephalidae.